Messenger RNA from Colletotrichum truncatum, 975 nucleotides. RefSeq names its product amino acid transporter. Gene Ontology annotation, molecular function: oxidoreductase activity. NCBI's taxonomy places the organism in Eukaryota, Fungi, Ascomycota, Sordariomycetes, Glomerellales, Glomerellaceae. The record is from RefSeq and is a predicted model, not a curated record.
AUGACCAUUAUGUUUCGCUCUUUAGUUUCCCUUCUUGCGGCUUCUGGUGUCGUUGCCGCAGCGUCGUGGAAUACCACCUGCACGACCAAAACACAACGGAAAGCAUGGAAUAACAUGACGGAUACUGAGAAGAAGUCCUACAUCGACGCUGAGCUCUGUUUAAUGUCCACAUCUUCCAAAACCGGUAUCGAAGGAGCCCUCAACCGUUGGGAUGAACUCGACUGGGCACAUAUUGUUCAGUCUAAUGUUAUCCAUAACACGGGAUCUUUUCUCCCCUGGCACCGUUACUUUAUGCGAGUCCACGAAUACCUCUUGCAAUCCGAAUGUGGUUAUGAAGGCGGCCAGCCAUACUGGAAUGAAGUCCUUGAUAUGGACGCUCUUAACCAGUUUGUUGUUUUUGACCCUGAUACCGGUUUUGGCGGCGAAGGAGGCGAUUGUGUGACGGACGGACCCUUCGUCAACUUGACGCUGCACAUCAACGCCACCUCCAACUACGCCAAUGACUGCCUAACGCGAUCUUUCAACUCCAGGGGCUUCCAAACUGGCCAGCAGCAGUACAUCGACGAGUGCUUUGCCUCAGAAAACUACACUGCUGCCUUUGAAUGCUAUCAAGUGAAUCCUCAUACAGCAGGCCACUCUGCAGUUGGUGGUACUAUGCUCGAUGUUGUUGGCAGCCCUGGAGACCCACUCUUCUUCCUUCACCACACCAACUUGGACCGUCUUUGGUGGGAGUGGCAGCAGGCCAACCUUACUUCUCGUUUGACGGACAUGGGGGGGCGUAAUAUUCCCCUGGACAGCUACCUUGCGCAAAACGGCAUGGAAUACCCUAGCGCUGCUCUUCUUGACUAUGACGGCGACUCUGGUAACGAGACCACCUUGAACCACAACCUUUGGAUGGUUGGUAUCAUGCCCAACGCCACGAUUGGAGAGGUUAUGGACCUUGGCGGUGAUGUGAUCUGCGCUGAGUACGUCUAA